Molecule: messenger RNA, 2772 nt
Organism: Centropristis striata (black sea bass)
Lineage: Eukaryota; Metazoa; Chordata; Actinopteri; Perciformes; Serranidae
Gene: wee1
Product: WEE1 G2 checkpoint kinase
Exons: 10
Coding region: 89-1978 (629 amino acids)
Biological process (GO): mitotic cell cycle; protein phosphorylation
Cellular component (GO): nucleus
Molecular function (GO): ATP binding; non-membrane spanning protein tyrosine kinase activity; magnesium ion binding
Source: RefSeq, a predicted model, not a curated record
CCGAGCCGUAGCGGUCUAACCGGGUCUAACCGGGUCUAACCGGGUGACUCCCGUCCCCCCCCCCGGGUAGAUCCUGAUCAGCCUGAUCAUGUCCGGCCUCCCCCGGACCGGGUCCCCUCUCAGCCUCCAGAUCCGCCAGAAGCUCCGGUUCGCCUCCAGCGACGGAGAGGACGAGCCCCCGGAGGAGGGCAACACCAGCACCGGGGCCGAGUCCGGCUUCACGGAGAUGGACUCCCCGGUGCCGCUCCGCCGGGCCCCCGGGGGGCCGCGGGUCCUGGACCGGUCCGGGGACGACGACGUGGAGCUGUGGGACGAGGACAGCUUCGGGUCCCCGACCCUCCGGUCCCCGUCCCUCCGGUCCCCGUCCCUCCUCCGGUCCCCGACCCUCCGGUCCCCGACCCUCCGGUCCCCCAGCAGCGUGAUCUUCAACAGCUGCUCCCCGUCCCCCAGGAAGGCGUCCCGGCUGUUCGGGGGCUCCCCGGACCGGUCCUCCGGCCCGGAGGACGGGGAGGGAUCCAGCUCCCCGAUCCCGGACUGCCCCGAUACUCCUCCACACAAAACCUUCAGGAAGCUGCGACUGUUCGACACCCCGCACACACCCAAGAGUCUGCUGUCCAGGGCCCGGGGCUCCGGGGGCCCCGGCUCCUCCAGCAGGAGAGUGGCCCUCUUCAAGACCGUGGAGGCUUCAGGGAAGUCGACCAGCGACAGCAGCAGGAGGCAGCAGACUCCUCUGGUGAACUUUAACCCCUUCACCCCCGACUCCCUCCUCAUCCAGUCAGCCACCCAGCAGAGGAACCGCAAGAGAGCGCACUGGAACGACUCGUGUGGAGAAGACAUGGAGGCCAGUGACGGAGAAGGAGAGGAGGAGGUCCUGCCUCCUUCCAAGAGGAUCACCAUGAUGGAGAGCAACAUGAUGUCCAGGUACGCCUCCGAGUUCCUGGAGCUGGAGAAGAUCGGCUGUGGAGAGUUUGGCGCCGUGUUCAAGUGUGUAAAGAGACUCGACGGCUGCAUUUACGCCAUCAAGAGAUCCAAGAAGCCUCUGGCCGGAUCCGUCGACGAACAGAACGCCCUGCGGGAGGUGUACGCCCACGCCGUCCUGGGCCAGCACCCCCACGUGGUGCGCUACUACUCGGCGUGGGCCGAGGACGACCACAUGCUGAUCCAGAACGAGUACUGCAACGGGGGCACGCUGUCCGACGUGAUCUCUGAGAACUACCGGCGGCUCAGCUACCUGACGGAGCUGGAGCUGAAGGACCUGCUGCUGCAGGUCACACGGGGACUCAAGUACAUCCACUCCACGACCCUGGUCCACAUGGACAUCAAGCCCAGCAACAUCUUUAUCUCCAGGAAGUCCGUCGCCAGCUGUGACGAGUGUGACGAUGAUGAAGGAGUGACCACCAGCGUCGUCUACAAAAUAGGUGAUCUGGGUCAUGUGACGCGGGUGAACAACCCUCAGGUGGAGGAAGGAGACAGCAGAUAUCUGGCUAAUGAAGUUCUCCAGGAGGACUACAGUAACCUGCAGAAGGCCGAUAUCUUCGCUCUGGCCCUGACGGUGGUCAGCGCCUCGGGGGCGGAGCCUCUCCCCACCAACGGAGACAAGUGGCACGAGGUCCGACAGGGGAAACUCCCCGCCGUCCCCCAGCUGCUGUCCGCCGACCUCCUCGCCCUGCUCAAGCUGAUGAUCCAUCCUGAUCCCAGUCGGAGGCCGUCCACGUCUGAGCUCAUCAAACAGCCGGUUCUCCUCACCGCCGCCAGGAUGAGCGCCGACCAGCUCCGAGUGGAGCUCAACGCCGAGAAGUUCAAGAACGCCCUGCUGCAGAAGGAGCUGAAGAAGGCCCAGCAGGCCCGAGCUGCAGCCGAGGAGAAGGUUCUGUCCACCGACCGGAUCCUGACCCGCUCCACGCUCCAGUCCAACCCCAGAACCUCCAGACUGGUCGGGAAGAAGAUGAACCGUUCCGUCAGCCUCACCAUCUACUGAGACUUGGACAGGAAGUGAAGGAGCUUUAAACUGAAGGCUCAGAGGAAACUUGAACUCAACACAAACUCUGGUUGAAACGUGGUUCAGCCCUUUCCUCUCCGAAGCUUUCCUCUUUGGGACUCUUUGCUGGAAGGUAGUUUGUAGCUUUAACCUUCCUGAAGUCGUGCUAGGCGUCGGCUCUCUCCUGUCCUUGCACUUCCCGCCGCAGCGAAGCCGCAGUGAAGCUCUCCGCUGUGAACGUCGCUGAGCACCUUACUGCCUGUAGACGCCUGAUACGAGGCUCUGGGACGCCACUUCUCUGAGGAACAGAGCACUUUGGAGGCAACACCAGGAACUUUUUGUUUUUGUUGAAAGAAAAGAGAAAAACCUGCUGCUAUUGAUGUUUGUGUGUUUCAGGGUUCGGCCCAUUGCAGACGGAUCUUUCUAGAGAAGUCGUGGCUCUUAUUCUCAAGUAGCAGGAGUCCGGUUCCACACAUUUAAUGUUGGUUCUUGUGGUCGGAUGGAGAACGGAUCAUGCCAUCUGAGGAGAGUCAUCCGUUUAGUUCUAGAUCAUUCUAAGAAGUGAACUUCCCUGAUCUGGUGCUUCCAACCCUGCCUGUAGCAUUAGAACAAUCAUUGUCCUGUUCUCUAGGUUCUCCUGUUCUCGUUGGUUUAUUUCUCCAUGACGCUCGUCUGUAAUUACUGUUGAGAAAAAAGUAUUUCUCAUCUUUUUGUUCUUGUAACUUCUAACACAAAACAACCUUUCUGUUGUAACCUUGUACAUAUGUUCUUUUAAUAAAUCCUUACCAACUCCA